AUGUCUGUGCUGAAUCAGUCGUUCAAAUAUCUAGAGCCAAUUGUCAAGAGGUGGAAUUUUGCCAAACCCUUGAUAGUUGGUCUAGAGGGCCCUCAAGGCUCCGGCAAAACAUAUGUCACAACAGAACUUGUUGACUUACUUUCGGCUCGGUUUAAUCAUUUGAACAUUGUACGGUUUUCAAUUGACGACUUUUAUUUGACAUACAACGAACAGUUGGAAGUGAACGCAAAAAAUGAGGGCAAUAUUCUCUUGCAGGGGAGAGGUCUUCCUGGAACACACGACUUGAAAUUGUUGCUCGAGUGCUUUGAACAAAUUGAAAGCGGGAACUCAAAUGUCGCUAUUCCUUUUUAUGACAAAUCCUUAAAGAAUGGGAAAGGAGACAGAGCACCAAUUAGUCAAUGGACACAAACAUCAGGCCGCAAAAUUGAUAUUGUGUUGUUUGAAGGCUGGCUGAAUGGGUAUCUUGCUUAUGACAAUGACCAGGAUUUGGUUUCAAGAUGGUUGGAAAUUCAAAAGGCCUAUAAGCCGAAGUUUGACAAUCUGAAGAUUGAACACAUCAUUAAGCUCAACAGCGAUCUCACUCAGUAUCUCUCGAUUUGGAAAAAGUUUGACCAAUUCAUAUACAUAACAACUUGCGAUAUAACAAAUGUGUACACUUGGAGAUUGCAACAGGAACAUGCCCUGAUAAAGCAAAAGGGAAUGGGUAUGUCGGACACAGAAGUGGAACAAUUCAUUGAUAGAUAUAUGCCAGCAUACCAUUUGUUUUACAGCAAGCUUCCGGAAAUGACUAAAUACGUUGAAUCGUGCAUCAAUUUUGAUAUAGGUUUGGACAGAAAGAUUGCCAAACAGAGUCAUUAUUGA
Molecule: messenger RNA, 861 nt
Organism: Ogataea philodendri
Lineage: Eukaryota; Fungi; Ascomycota; Pichiomycetes; Pichiales; Pichiaceae
Exons: 1
Coding region: 1-861 (286 amino acids)
Cellular component (GO): cytoplasm
Source: RefSeq, a predicted model, not a curated record